Molecule: messenger RNA, 2273 nt
Organism: Talpa occidentalis (Iberian mole)
Lineage: Eukaryota; Metazoa; Chordata; Mammalia; Eulipotyphla; Talpidae
Gene: EIF3D
Product: eukaryotic translation initiation factor 3 subunit D
Exons: 15
Coding region: 488-2134 (548 amino acids)
Biological process (GO): translational initiation
Cellular component (GO): cytoplasm; eukaryotic translation initiation factor 3 complex
Molecular function (GO): translation initiation factor activity
Source: RefSeq, a predicted model, not a curated record
UGGUGGGUGAAGGCCCCGAUCCUCGACUCCGCUAGCAGCCACGAGCUGGGAAAGUCAGUCAUGCCGUAAAGCCCGGGUCUUUUUUCAGUGACUGCCGGCUCCCCGAGGUCCUCGGGUUAGGUUAUCGGGGAGUCCGAGCUGGGCGGUGGUCGACUUGCUCCGGGGAGUCCAGAGUUCAGAGACUCAGAAGAAAACCUUUCCUGUAAAACGGAAGGUUAGGCCGGAGUGGGUUCGAUCUCGGGCCGUCCCCCCGGGGAUUGUCAGCGUGUGGUCUGUAGUGGCCGCGAUCACCUACACAGCACCGUGGCCGGCCAGCCACGGGGCCCCUCCUGACUGCCCACUCGGUGUCCCCCCUCUCGACCCUGCAGCCAGGACAGCUGUCACUCCGUUUUCAUUGAGCGCUCCUUGCUGGCUCCGUUCCGGGCACUGGAUGUUACAAGUGCUGAAGCCAGGGGACUCCCUUCGCUGCCUGGAGAGGUGCUAGAAGAUGGCCAAGUUCAUGACUCCGGUGAUCCAGGACAACCCCACAGGCUGGGGCCCCUGCGCAGUCCCUGAGCAGUUUCGGGAUAUGCCUUAUCAGCCGUUCAGCAAAGGAGACCGGCUCGGAAAGGUAGCGGACUGGACAGGUGCCACAUACCAGGAUAAGAGGUACACAAAUAAGUACUCCUCUCAGUUUGGUGGUGGCAGUCAGUACGCUUAUUUCCACGAGGAGGAUGAAACUAGCUUCCAGCUGGUGGACACAGCACGCACGCAGAAGACUGCCUACCAGCGGAAUCGGAUGCGAUUUGCACAGAGGAACCUUCGCAGAGACAAAGAUCGACGGAACAUGUUGCAGUUCAACCUGCAGACCCUGCCUAAGAGCGCCAAGCAGAAAGAGAGAGAACGCAUACGACUGCAGAAAAAAUUCCAGAAACAAUUUGGAGUGAGGCAGAAAUGGGACCAAAAAUCACAGAAACCCCGAGACUCUUCAGUUGAAGUUCGUAGUGACUGGGAGGUGAAAGAGGAAAUGGAUUUUCCUCAGUUAAUGAAGAUGCGCUACUUGGAAGUAUCAGAGCCACAGGACAUCGAGUGCUGCGGCGCCCUGGAGUACUACGACAAGGCCUUCGACCGCAUCACCACGAGGAGCGAGAAGCCUCUGCGGAGCAUCAAGCGCAUCUUCCACACCGUCACCACCACAGAUGACCCCGUCAUCCGGAAGCUGGCAAAAACUCAAGGGAACGUAUUUGCCACCGAUGCCAUUCUGGCCACGCUGAUGAGCUGCACGCGCUCGGUGUAUUCCUGGGACAUCGUUGUCCAGAGAGUCGGCUCCAAGCUCUUCUUUGACAAGAGAGACAACUCUGACUUCGACCUCCUGACAGUCAGUGAGACGGCCAACGAGCCCCCUCAAGAUGAAGGUAAUUCUUUCAACUCCCCCCGCAACCUGGCCAUGGAAGCCACCUACAUCAACCACAACUUCUCCCAGCAGUGCUUGAGAAUGGGGAAAGAAAGAUACAACUUCCCCAACCCAAACCCGUUUGUGGAGGACGACAUGGAUAAGAACGAAAUCGCUUCCGUUGCAUACCGUUACCGCAGGUGGAAGCUCGGAGACGACAUCGACCUCAUUGUCCGCUGUGAGCACGAUGGUGUCAUGACCGGAGCCAACGGGGAGGUGUCCUUCAUCAACAUCAAGACCCUCAACGAGUGGGACUCCAGGCACUGUAACGGCGUUGACUGGCGUCAGAAGCUGGAUUCUCAGCGAGGGGCCGUGAUUGCCACCGAGCUGAAGAACAACAGCUACAAGCUGGCCCGGUGGACCUGCUGCGCCCUGCUGGCGGGAUCCGAGUACCUCAAGCUCGGUUACGUGUCACGGUACCACGUGAAAGACUCCUCGCGCCACGUCAUCCUGGGCACCCAGCAGUUCAAGCCCAACGAGUUUGCCAGCCAGAUCAACCUGAGCGUGGAGAACGCCUGGGGCAUCCUGCGCUGCGUCAUCGACAUCUGCAUGAAGCUGGAGGAGGGCAAGUACCUCAUCCUCAAGGACCCCAACAAGCAGGUCAUCCGUGUCUACAGCCUGCCCGACGGCACCUUCAGCUCCGAUGAGGACGACGAGGAGGAGGAGGAAGAGGAGGAGGAGGAGGAAGAGGAAGAAACGUAAGCAGGCGGGGACAGGAGCUGGAGUGGAUAGCACCACGCCUGGAGGGGCCUGGUGCCUGGCGGAAUGCUCGUCCAACUUGCUUCCUGAACAGAUGGAAUAAAAAAUAAGUCUAUUUAGUCUCUUUACUUCCUUGGGUGCU